AUGGACAUGACGGACAUCCAUUGUACCUACGUCCAGUUAUGUACAAUGAUUGUUCCAGAAAACGUCCGAACCUCACCGGAUUUAACAUCCGAUGGACAAGAAGACUUAGUGGAAUUCCCUAGGCCCCAAGGAUACCCUGGGCCUCAAGGGAACCCUGGGCCCCGAGGGAACCCUGGGCCUCAAGGGCCCCAAGGUCCCCCAGGUCUGAAUGGAGCAAACGGCAUUGGGAGUCCAGGUUUACCAGGAAACAACGGUACAAAGGGGGAGCCUGGACCGAUUGGACCCAUGGGAUAUCCUGGAAUAAAGGGAGCUAAAGGCGACCGAGGAUAUGUAGGGGAGCCUGGACCAAUUGGCUUCCCAGGAUAUCCUGGAAUGAAGGGAGAUAAAGGCAACCGAGGACCCCAAGGAUAUGAAGGACCGAAAGGUGAGAGAUUUUCACGUCUCUGUAAUAGUUAUGGAAAAGUUUCUCCUUCUUAAUUAUCAGCUUAGUAUUAUAUAAGUAUUAAGUGUCCGGAAGAGAGCUGUGCCACAUAAGCGUUGUGCUUAGUUCUCGUGAAAGCACUUGAUGUCUUUUUUGUGCUCUCUAGCACUUUUUUAAAUGGACGAAUACAUCGAGAAAUCGCAAUUUCGUCCCAAAAAUCAAA
Molecule: messenger RNA, 644 nt
Organism: Coccinella septempunctata (seven-spotted ladybird)
Lineage: Eukaryota; Metazoa; Arthropoda; Insecta; Coleoptera; Coccinellidae
Product: collagen alpha-2(IX) chain-like
Exons: 4
Coding region: 1-477 (158 amino acids)
Source: RefSeq, a predicted model, not a curated record